AUGCUCGACGAUCAUGGCCCGGGACUCAGACUUUACUUGGCUACAUCGGCUUUGGUGCUGGCUGUCUCCACCUGUUACCGAAAAUAUCGGGGCAAGCAAUCGGGACCCCCACUUCCACCUGGUCCUACACCCCUCCCAAUACUGGGGAAUGUUCUGAGUCUUGAUGUCGCUCAGCCUUGGCUGACCUUCAAUGCAUGGAGGUCCACAUACGCAAUUCUGCCGUAUGGAGACAGGUGGCGCCUUCACCGACGAAUUUAUCAUCAGGCAUUUCGUCAAAGUGAAAUACACACUUACCACGCUGUGCAAUUGCGUUGCGCCCACAAAAUGUUGCUCCGUGUGCUACAGGACCCUAGUGAAUAUUCAAAACAUUUCGAGAUGUUUAGCACUUCGUUUGUACUGGCUAUAGUAUAUGAUUAUGAACCGAAAGUUAGGGAUGAUCCCUUCGUCCACAUCAUGGAAAAAUAUUUGGAUCGGAUAGUCACAAAUCUGACGCCAGGUGCUACUGUGAUACUCGAAACAUUCCCUUUCCUUUUGAAGCUACCUAACUGGUUUCCUGGUGCCACAUUCAAGCGAGCAUCGCUGGAGUGUCUCAAGGCAGCCCAUGAUAUAAAGGAGAUACCCUUUCAAAUGGUCAAAGAGAGAAUGUCUACCGGCGUCACAGCACCUUGCUUCGUGACUGAUACUUUGAAUAGGAUGAGGGGUUUAGACGACACCGUCAUUACAACUGCAGUCAAGGAGACUGCUUGUAUAACAUUCGCAGGUAUUCAAGCUACAGAACUUUUCCCCCAUGAUGGUUAUUGUUAUUUCUUUGUCGUGGUAAUCAUCUUGCCCUCGGCCCAGACUACUUCCACGUUGCUUGUGUUCAUUCUUGCUAUGGUGCUCAAUCCAGAGGUACAAGCCAAAGCACAAGCAGAGAUUGAUGAAAUUGUUGGCAAAGAUAGACUCCCAGAUUUUGAUGACAGACCAGCGUUGCCUUACGUUGACGCUGUUUUGCGUGAAACGUUCAGGUGGUACCCUGUGGUUCCGUUUGGUGCCCCAGGCGCAACGACGACGAGUGACAUCUACAAAGGCUACUUCAUCCCUAAGGGUUCGGCAAUCACACACGAUGAAAAGAUGUAUCCCAGUCCUGAUGAAUUCAAGCCAGAAAGAUUUCUUCAUGAAGAUGGGUCGCUCACUAGCGACACGAUGCAUUUAGGCUUCGGCUUUGGUCACCGGAUGUGUGUGGGACGGCAUGUCGCAGAAGCAUCACUUUGGAUCGCGAUGACGAGCUUUCUCGCCAUGUUCUCAGCCCACAAGGCUCUUGAUGAGCACGGCAUAGAGAUCCCAGUCGUUCCAAAGUUCUCUACAGGUGUCAUUAUUCAUCCGGAGAAAUUUCCCUGCCGCAUUGUCCCGCGAUUCCCAGACACGUCUUUGCAGACACUGAUGCACUUGACUGGGUUAGAUCCGUGUGUCGAUAUCGCCUGA
Messenger RNA from Suillus bovinus, 1464 nucleotides. RefSeq names its product cytochrome P450. Gene Ontology annotation, molecular function: oxidoreductase activity, acting on paired donors, with incorporation or reduction of molecular oxygen; heme binding; monooxygenase activity. NCBI's taxonomy places the organism in Eukaryota, Fungi, Basidiomycota, Agaricomycetes, Boletales, Suillaceae. The transcript has 11 exons. The record is from RefSeq and is a predicted model, not a curated record. Bases 1 to 1464 code for a protein of 487 amino acids.